Molecule: messenger RNA, 522 nt
Organism: Vicia faba (fava bean)
Lineage: Eukaryota; Viridiplantae; Streptophyta; Magnoliopsida; Fabales; Fabaceae
Source: the annotation of a GenBank genome assembly
AUGGGGAAUUGUCAAACUGUAGAUGCUGCAGCACUAGUGAUCCAGCAUCCUAGUGGGAAGAUAGAGAGAUUGUAUUGGUCAGUGAGUGCAAGUUAUGUCAUGAAGGCUAAUCCUGGUCAUUAUGUAUCACUGAUCAUGCCAUUGCCACAAGGCGAAAAUUUUAAUAAUGAGGAGGAGAAGAAGAAGCCUGUGCUUUUCACUCGUGUUAAGUUGCUUAAGCCUGAUGAUACUCUCACUUUAGGCCAUGCUUAUAGGCUCAUCACAACUCAAGAGGUUGAGAAGGUACUGAAAGCAAAGAAGAGGAGGACACAUGGAAAGACAGAGGAGGGUGAGGAAAUGGUGGAGCUGGAGAAGGAAAGUUCAGCUUGUGAGAGUGAAGGGAUGUUGAACACAGGAAAGAUGUAUCAGGCUAUGAGAGCAGACAGACAGAGGCUAAAGGUAGCAGCACCUGUAAAUCCUGCAGCACCAAGACAAAAACCAUGGCGCCCGUCUUUACAAAGCAUCUCAGAGUUUUCCAUUUGA